Messenger RNA from Hyposmocoma kahamanoa, 1513 nucleotides. Its product is annotated as tektin-B1-like. The record is from RefSeq and is a predicted model, not a curated record. The coding region runs from base 58 to 1338 and encodes 426 amino acids. The transcript is spliced from 7 exons. NCBI's taxonomy places the organism in Eukaryota, Metazoa, Arthropoda, Insecta, Lepidoptera, Cosmopterigidae. Gene Ontology annotation, biological process: cilium movement involved in cell motility; cilium assembly. Gene Ontology annotation, cellular component: nucleus; microtubule cytoskeleton.
AUUUUCAAUAUAUACAUAAGAAUUUGUUACUUAAUACUUAUAUUAUUUAAUUACACCAUGCAAUCGGUCGUUACUUUUGAGAAGCCGAUACCCCAUCUAAGUUUGCCCGAUUGGGAUGCUCGACUAUAUGGCUUACAGGUAACAGCAGACACCAGGCGAGCUGAUGCCUUUGACCUUCGCCACAGCGCCCAUCAGCUCCGCAAUGAAACUAGGAUCAAGACCGAUUGGGACAGCUAUCAUAACAACAAUCGCCUCAGCGCCAGAAUUUAUGAGAUUGAGCAAUGGAAAUCAACAAUUGAGGACCUUCUCACACGUAUUGAUAGAGAAAUGAAUCUCUUGAAAGAAGAAAAAGCUUCAACUGAAAGGGAGUUAGAACAACUAAACAUGCCUUUGCUCGUUUGCUCGGAAUGUUUAUCUAAUCGAGAUGGUAAGCGCAGUACGGAGUUGACGUAUGACAUGGCAGACAUGGAGCUCAAAAAGGAACUUUGUGUAACUGAGGCGAACAAGAAAUUACUCAUAGACCGAUGUCAAUCCACAUGGGAGAAGAUUAACAGACUGGAAUCUGUCAAGUUUAAAUUGCAACUAGACUUGAAUGACAAAACCGAAGCUUUAACCAUUGAUAAAAACAUGCUGAGUUUAGAUAAAGACUGCGCCAAUAUUACUUAUAAGACUGAUUCUUUGAAGACGCCUAAAAGGAUGAUAACAGGCGAGCAAUGGUUGCAAAAAGUGGAAGCAAAUAGACAAAUGGCACAGGAUGAACUACAAGAUACACUACGACUUCGUGAGUCUCUAUUUGUAGCCAGAGAAAGGGCCAGGAACACUUUGCGCGCACAAACUGACGUCACCAAUUAUAUGCUGCGUAGGAGGAUUUACGAAACUCAACGCGCGAGAAAUGAGCUUGACUGGCAGAAGAUGAAGAUGGAAGAAAACAUGGACAAGCUAGCAACGGAAUUAAAGGUAAUGGGAGAGCAGUUUGCUGAUAAGGUCAAUGCUUUGAAACUGGCUGAAACUCGUUUGGAGACUAGAGGGUACAGGCCUGGGAUUGAAUUAGCAUCUGAUGAAGCUGAUCUUGGAUUGAAGGAAGAAGUCCGAAACUUGAGAGAAACUAUCCGCCAAUUGCAAGAAAAGUUGGAUUGCGGAAAAUCAACUUACAAUGCUCUUGAAGAUGCUUCCAUAAAAAUUGCGAUAGACUUGGCUGACAAAAACCAAUCUCUAGAAGUAGACACCCGAGCACUUGAAAUGAGGGCUGCUCUGGAGCCAAAGAAAUUGAAAGGCACUGACAAGAAUCUGGUACUAGCCAGUAUGAAAGAUGAAGUACCGAAGAUUACGGAAUGUUAAUAAAUGUCCGCGCUGAUAUGUUAUUAAAAAAAUCGGAAGUUUCGAAAUUAAAAUUAAUACGUGAAUGGAUGUAUUGAACCAUUAACGGCUACAAUAUACAUAUAUUACCAAAAGACAAUAUAAUAAAAGCAUGAAUUGAAAUUGAUAAAACCUAAAUUAUAUUACAAGCAAAACG